Molecule: messenger RNA, 2104 nt
Organism: Nilaparvata lugens (brown planthopper)
Lineage: Eukaryota; Metazoa; Arthropoda; Insecta; Hemiptera; Delphacidae
Product: PC-esterase domain-containing protein 1A
Exons: 11
Coding region: 744-1712 (322 amino acids)
Source: RefSeq, a predicted model, not a curated record
CCAUACUAUAGCUCGUUGCUUUGAAUCGAGUAAACCGUGCACAUGCACGUAACGAGUUUGUUUGGAAUUGUGAAAAUGUGAACACCGAACAGCUAAAACUCCAAACACAGAUUAUAGAAGAGGUUAAGUCAGUUGGAUCGAUUUCAGAUACGAAUAAAUCAAUUUAUCAAUAAAAAGUAAUUUUACAAGUACAAUUCAAAGAUAGAAUUGACCAGAAUUAUUUCAUCAUUGUAGUAUUUUCUAUUUUGAAUAAAAAAAUUGUUAUCGGUGGCUACAUCAUUUUGGAUUUUUAGCCUUUCAAAAGUUUCAAACAUGACGUUACAGAAGCUGAGCGUGUCUGCAAGUUUUUGAAAUAAAAAUGUUUACUCAAAAAUAGGCCUACUUUAGUUUGUAAAAACAUUUUUCUAGACAGAUUGAAAUGGCCGAUAUAUUUUUCAUGCCUGAUGCCAGAUUACUAUUGAGAAACAGAAGCCUUCUCUUCCUUGGUGGAUCAAGACUCUGAACAAAUCUGGGAGGUAGGACGCCAAAAGAGUUUCAACCUUUUUUGUGAGUGAGUGCCUUUCUGUCGACAUUUUUGCGUGGUUGUGCGGCAGAGUGGAAAAGGGAAAUUUCGGGCCUUGACUAGGGAAAAACUACUGGCGAAAAGUGGAAACACUGAGUCAAAAGUGCAAAGCAAGUGCAUUCCUGAAAUCUUCGAAUUCAAAACAAUACUGAAAAACAACUUGCCACGAAAACUAAUUAUAAUGGCUGAUAUUUUUUUGCAGUCCGAUUGUCAGUCACUUCUUAAGAACAAUUUUAUACUUCUACUCGGUGAUUCAAACACCAGAGCUGUUUACAAAGAUUUGAUCUGGCUCCUACAACGUGGAACAUUGAUUGAUAAUUCUUGCCUCCGCCAAAAGUUGGAACCCAGUUUUCUUGGAGACAAACUAGUGGAGAGAAGUAGCCUGCAUAAGGGGCGCAACUUCGUAGAAACUCGACAUUAUGAGAUGAACAACAUGAAGAUACACUUUCAGUUCAUAACUCGAUGCUACAAUGAGGCCAUUGAAGAAUUAUUUACGUCAUUCAAGGCGACCCAGCAUUACCCGAAUGUCGUAUUCAUCUCAUCUCUGCUUUGGGACAUAACAAGAUGGGGACCAGACGGUGUUGAUGCAUACAAAGAAAAUAUGGUUAAGCUGAUGGAUCUCAUGAAAAGUACGUUACCUCCAAGCACUUUGGUGAUAUGGGGAACAACUCUGCCAAUUUCGUCGGAUGUUAGAAGUGGAGGCUUUCUCAUCAAACAGAUUGAAUUCAUGAAACACACAAUGCGCUUCGAGGUGAUGGAAGGCAAUCUUUUCGCCAGCCGUCUGGUGUCGUCUCACGGAUUCGAUGUAUUGGAUCUGCAUUAUAACAUGCGCAUGCAAAUCCACAGGAGAUGCAAAGAUGGGAUUCACUUUAUAAGCAUGGCUGUGCGGCAUGUAACCAACUUGCUGCUCUCUCAUAUCGCGUUGACUUGGGACUACAAACUGCCUGGAAAUUAUGUCAGUAAACAACUACUGGGAAUGUUGGGAACGGACGCACUUGGGAACCCGUUCAAUAGAGACAACAGUGGAAUCUACCAAUCAAAUACACCAAUGACUCAGACCAAUCAACAGGGCAAUACGCAUAAGCAGACUGUCCCGCAACAGAGAAGAAAAAUUUUAAGAGGAAAAUCAAGGAGGCGAAAUAUCUUCUAGGAUUGUAAGGUGGCAUGAAGAAAUGUGAACCAGCGACUGGACUGUUAUACCGACAAGGCAAUUCGUGAACCAAAUCAUUCAUGAAUAUCUAGCAAUAGCUAUACUUGACUUUUAUAAUUUUAGGGUAAUGUUAUCAAAGAAUAAUAUACUGUACCCACACUUCAAUUGAAAGAAUUUACAACUUUUUCAUGUUGCAUUUUUUACACUGCGCGAAUUGUUGCAUUCUUUACACUGCGCAAAUUUUGAAUUCUUCUGCGACUGCGCAAAGAAAAGGAACGUUAAGUUUUCAAGGUCCAUAUAACUAAUCACCAGACUGUGAAUUUUUAUUUCUGUGAUUUUGAAUUAGUCAAGAUUGUGAUUUUCUUUAUAAAUAAAUUAAGUGAUACUAUUGA